AUGAUCCUAAGUAUCAUUUCCUUGGCGCUAGUAUCGUCCACUUUUACGUUCAUUUCUGCCACUUACUACACGAAAAGGAAAUUCAAGGCCAAUUCUACAUCUACCACAUCCCUAGAAAAAACCAUGAAAGAACUCGAGUCCAACAAAUAUCCCGCAAAAGCCCAUAAUUUGAAGGUAAAACGAAACCUUCUGGGGAAGAAGGAGAAACUCGAUGUUGCUCACACAGCUCUAUUCAUCAGUGGUGGGCAAGUGGAGUCUAUAAAAUAUUGUGAUCAAACAAAACCUUUUCGCCAAAACAGGUACUUUUUUUAUUUGUCUGGAGUUAACGUUCCAGGUGCAUCGAUUUUGUUCAAUUUUAAUACUGAGAAGUUAACGUUGUUUUUACCUGACAUUGAUUAUGAUGAUGUCAUGUGGAGUGGUAUGCCCUUGAGUGCGCAGGAUGCUUUAGAGAAGUUUGACGUGGACGAGGUGCUCUACGCCGAAAGAAUAAAUUCAAGUUUGAAUGACUUAAGUCACUAUACGAUAUACACUACGGACGUGGACAAUAUCAAUGACCCACAUUUGUCUGAAUUGCUCAAACCCUCCGACCCCAAUUUCUUUUACGCCCUCGAUGAAGCGAGAUUAACUAAAGAUUGGUAUGAAAUUGAACUUUUGCGGGAAGCAGCUAGAAUUACAGACAAUUGCCAUUUAUCUGUGAUGUCAGCUCUUCCUAUUGAAAAGAAUGAAGGUCACAUGCAUGCCGAGUUCACUUACCAUGCGAUCCGCCAGGGCUCUAAGUUCCAAGGGUAUGAUCCCAUAUGCUGCUCAGGUACAAAUUGUGGCACUCUGCACUACGUUAAAAAUGAUGAACCGAUGGAUAAAAGACAAUCUGUUUUGAUCGAUGCAGGUGCUGAAUGGGAAAACUAUACCGCGGAUGUGACACGGUGUUUCCCCUUAAGUGGAAAAUUCACUAAGGAACACCGUGAAAUUUACGAAGCUGUGUUGGAUAUGCAAAGUGUGGUCAUGGAAAAGAUUGCGCCUGGUGUUCAUUGGGAUGAAUUGCAUCUUCUAGCACAUAGGGUUUUGAUCAGACAGUUCUUAAAGCUUGGCAUAUUCAAAGAGGAAUAUUCUGAAAAUGAGAUUUUCGAGAGAAAAGCUUCAUUAUGCUUCUUUCCGCAUGGAUUAGGUCACUUACUAGGAUUGGAUACUCAUGAUGUCGGGGGAUAUCCAAAUUAUAAUGAUCCUGAUCCUUUACUGAAAUUUCUGAGACUUCGUCGACCCUUAGAAAAGAAUAUGGUUGUUACAAAUGAACCUGGAAUUUAUUUCAAUCCUUUUUUGAUUAAGGAAUACCUCGAGAAGCAUCCCGAAAGAACUGAAGUUGUUGACAGAGAGGUGAUGAAGAAGUAUCUCUAUGUUGGUGGGGUAAGAAUCGAAGAUGACAUUUUGGUCACAGACGAUGGAUACGAGAAUUUAACCAAAAUUACAAGCGACCCAGAUGAAAUCGAAAGAAUUGUCAGUGCGAGUUUAUCGAAAGGGAGAUCUCAUUUUCACGCAAUCGUAUAG
Messenger RNA from Lachancea fermentati, 1542 nucleotides. The record is from the annotation of a GenBank genome assembly. Lineage: Eukaryota; Fungi; Ascomycota; Saccharomycetes; Saccharomycetales; Saccharomycetaceae.